Molecule: messenger RNA, 7362 nt
Organism: Dermochelys coriacea (leatherback sea turtle)
Lineage: Eukaryota; Metazoa; Chordata; Testudines; Dermochelyidae
Gene: LMX1B
Product: LIM homeobox transcription factor 1 beta
Exons: 8
Coding region: 247-1449 (400 amino acids)
Biological process (GO): regulation of transcription by RNA polymerase II; neuron differentiation
Cellular component (GO): nucleus
Molecular function (GO): DNA-binding transcription factor activity, RNA polymerase II-specific; RNA polymerase II transcription regulatory region sequence-specific DNA binding
Source: RefSeq, a predicted model, not a curated record
CCCGCCGGCAGGUGACCCCGGGCCGCCCGCGGGCUGUAGCAUGACCUGACCCGAUGGGCAGCAUCCUCCGCUCCGGCCCCUGCCCCGCGUCUCCGCCAGCGCAGCCCGGAAACGCGCCUCAUGUCUCCCAGAUAAAAAUAAAAGCGACUCCCUCCUCCCCGCUGCAGCGUGUCCCGCACCCCGGCCCGCCCCGGCGCUGAGCGAGCCCGGCCCCCGCCGCAGCCUGACGCGUGCUGCGGGCCGCCCAUGGAUAUUGCAACAGGUCCCGAGUCCUUGGAAAGGUGCUUUAGCCGGGGCCAGUCGGGCUGUGCCAAGAUGCUGGACGGCAUUAAAAUGGAAGAUCACCCCCUGCGCUCGGGCGCUGCUACCUUAGGAGUGUUGCUGGGGUCAGAGUGUCAGAACCAGGCAGUUUGCGAGGGCUGCCAGCGGCCGAUCUCAGACCGUUUUCUGAUGAGAGUCAACGAGUCUUCCUGGCACGAAGAGUGUUUGCAGUGCACCGUGUGUCAACAAGCCCUCACCACCAGCUGCUACUUCCGGGAUCGAAAACUGUACUGCAAACAGGACUACCAACAGCUAUUUGCGGCUAAGUGCAGCGGCUGCAUGGGGAAGAUUGCCCCAACAGAAUUUGUGAUGAGAGCCUUGGAAUGUGUUUACCACUUAAGCUGCUUCAGCUGCUGUGUCUGUGAACGGCAGCUGAGGAAAGGAGAUGAGUUUGUUCUGAAGGAAGGACAGUUGCUCUGCAAAAGUGACUAUGAAAAAGAAAAAGACUUGCUCAGCUCAGUGAGCCCCGAUGACUCAGACUCAGUUAAAAGUGAUGAUGAGGACGGAGAUGUUAAACCAACCAAAGGACAAGCAAACCAAGGAAAAGGGAGCGAUGAUGGGAAAGACCCAAGGAGACCCAAACGACCAAGGACAAUACUUACAACACAGCAGAGAAGAGCAUUCAAAGCAUCCUUUGAAGUGUCUUCAAAGCCAUGUAGGAAGGUCAGAGAAACACUAGCAGCUGAAACAGGACUCAGUGUGCGAGUUGUCCAGGUCUGGUUUCAGAACCAAAGAGCAAAGAUGAAGAAACUAGCACGGAGGCAUCAGCAACAGCAGGAGCAGCAAAACUCUCAGCGACUAGGGCAAGAAGUAAUGUCCAACCGAAUGGAAGGGAUGAUGACAUCGUACACACCACUUGCACCACCACAGCAGCAGAUUGUAGCAAUGGAUCAAAGCAGCUAUGGCACGGACCCAUUCCAGCAAGGUCUUACCCCUCCACAGAUGCCAGGAGACCACAUGAACCCCUAUGGAAACGACUCAAUUUUUCAUGAUAUCGACAGUGAUACCUCUUUGACUAGCUUGAGCGACUGUUUUCUUGCCUCCUCAGAAGUUAACUCCAUGCAGGCUAGAGUAGGAAACCCCAUUGACAGGCUGUACUCUAUGCAGAGCUCAUAUUUCGCCUCAUGAAAAUAAUAAAGAAAAACAAAUAGCUGGCGUAUCUUUAGCAAGUGACUUUUUGCAGAGCAGACUCUACAGCCAUAUGUUGCCCAGCUCUUCCUUCACAGUGACUCCUGCCACCUCUGGACUGCCAAGAGCAUUUUUAGGAGGACCAUAUAUUAAAUAAAUAAAUCAACCCACCAACCCUCACCUCCCCCAGUCACACACACACACACACACACACACACACACACAUCCUCAAUUAUCCGGAUUGGACCAGGCCGAGAGAAAAGCAUGGGCAGAAUGGAACACCCAGAUCUCCAGCAGCCCUUGGUUUGGUUUGAGCUCCGCAUUGUAAAGGAAAUGACUGUGUGAAAAGCUAGACCUUUUUCCUCCUUUCUUUCUUCCUUUCAUUUGGAUAUUUAAACUUUUUUUUUUUUAAAGCCACUGAGACUGACAUCAGUCGACCAUAUGACGAAUAAAUCAAAGAAACUGGAGACUCCUCCCCUUUCUUACUGCAUGACUCAUACUAUGUUGUGGAUAAAUUGCCAUUUGAACUGUGAGAAGUUAAUGUAAAUGUGACGUUCAACAUUUGUUUCCUUUCUACACUUUUUCUACAUUACCCUCAAUCUGCUCCUUAGUUUAUAGCCCUUAUACUGUAUGAUACUUAGAAAAACUGGUUAACAAUAAGCCUUGUGGAGAAGCCAGUGAUUUCAUAAUUGGAAAAGGACCCUGGAGAGAAGCUGCAUGUUAGGGACAGAUGCAUUUAGAUUAGUAUUAAUCUUGAAUAAUUAAAACAAAAGGUGCUUACAUUACACAGAGCUUUAUUUAAUUUUUAAUGUGUGAGAAUAAAACAUUUACUUUUAUUUGUAAGUAAUUCAGUGCCACCUUUCAAGCCUAGAGUGUGAUUGGCAACCAUGUGUUGUUCAUUCUGUUCUGUUAAUUUAGGUUUUGUAUGAGACAUAAAUGUGCUACACUCCAUUGUCCAGCUGGAAUAAUUAAGACCUCCUUUCAUUAAUUUUCUUCCCUUGUCAAGGAAAGUGCAGGAUCUAAAAUCCUAGCCCAGACCCUGAGAAGUGUCCUGAGAUUGCACCAAGUGAGAGAGAACACAGAGCACACAAGGCUCUGUCACGAGCCUGAGUCUGAUCUCACUUACGGACAUUUCACACUGAUGUGACUCUGUUCCCUCCAGCAGUUACUUCAGACCUGCAGUAGUGCAAAUGGGAGGAGAAGCGGGCUCAUUAUGCAGAGAUAAAGAGGACUGUCUCAACAGCCCUUGCCGAAGUUUGAGCAGCCAUUAUAGAUUUUUGUAGGGCAUAAAACAUGACAAAUAAUAACACUGUAGUUAUAAAUAUUGCCUGCAGACAAUAAUUAUCAGGUGGAGAGGCAGACAAGUAUGGCCAUGUCUCAUAAUGGAGAAGACUUAGUGAGGAACAAUUUGACAAGGUAAUAGAAGUAAUGAUACAGUGUGUUCAAAAACGAGUAAAGAUGGGGUGAGGUGGGAAAGGUUAGGUGAGUCAGGCCCAUUCUUAAACAAAUGUGUUAAAAAUGCUGGCCAUACCGGCGAAAACCAAGUUCAACGUGCUGGCUAAUUUAACUCCUGGCGUGUGACGCAAGGUGCAGGCUCAGGGGCUGCAGUUGCAUAUGAGACGCAGUGCACUACGCAAAAAUUCUCAAGCACUCAGAGGUGUCUGGCAUGUAGCCAUGAGGCCCUCCAUGCCACUUUGAUGGGCCACAGGCAGCAAAGAAUAAAACAGACUCAACAUCCUAGUUACAUUCGUGGCAGCGUAUGUAUGUUCCAGUUUCCUGGGAUAGUAGCACUGCCUGCUCAGGAUAGGUCCCAGCUGUCAUGGGAGUCUGCCCAUGAAAAGUUAAGCACCCUUUUCUGAACCAGAAAAGGCUACUUCUUGCUUCCCAAAGGGGUGAAUACCAAGCAGGGCAAGAAAGAGCUGAGCCAGCUGAAAAAGGACCUGUGUUGCUCUAUGGAAAAUAGUAUAACUCAUCUGGAAGACAGAUUUAAAACAAAAGAGGGCAAGAGAGCACUUCUUACAUCCCAGGUGAUUAUUAACUCUCCCCACUUUACUAAACGGGGGGCAACCAGAGCCACAUCUCAUCCAGGGGUGGCAAAGCAAACAAAGCUAUUCAUUCCAAACAAGCACGGGUGGAGCUCAGAAACCAUUUUACACCUUUCUUAAAACCCAGCUUCCAUCCCUAGGAGAAACACUUGAAUUUGCACCUUGGUGAGGUGAGGAAAGGCUCCACUGGGAAAGAAAGUAUACUAAUCUUGCAGGCGAGAUGGCACGUAUGGAGGUCUCCCCUCCGCUCUGCUGCCAUAGCACAGUGUCCCAAGACAGGCAGAAGGGCCCUGUCUCACAAACACACACCCAGUGUUACUUUAUUCUUUCUAUUCCCCUCCAGCCCCCAUUAUUCUGGGCUAACAAAGCUCAAGCCAUCCCCUUGCUACUGCAUGUAGCUCUCCUACCUCGAACAGGAAGUAGCUCAAACUGCAACCUGCCAGCAGUCGGGGUCAAUCACAAUUCCAUGCAUUCUGUAGAGGCAGUUUUGUCUUCUGCAGUGGGAAGCGACUUUACCUGUUGAAGCAGGGGCUUGUGAGCCCAUUGGAUAUCUUCUGCCAAUUGGGAGAAAAAGGCUUUACUACCUUUUUUCUCACCCAGGCACCACCAAUUUUUCCCCUUAUGCUGUACCAAAAAGCACCCCUGCUCACAACAGCUGGUAUCUGUAAAGAACUCAGGUGACCUGGACAUUUACAUUGCUUUAGGGGCCAGAAUUUGAAGCAUUUCUCAUGUGGUACAUUGGAAACAUUUGUAACUACCCACCUCACAGGAUUAAUCCAACUCCCAGCAAAUAUCACUUUUCUCAGAGCAGGAGUGUCUUCACAAGCUCCAACCUCUGAUGUUUAUGGCAUCUAUACACUGUCACAGGAUCCCACCAGUCAGACCUCCUCUUCUUACCAGUGCAGAAUCAAAGGCCAUAAUUAAUUAAUCUUGAGACUGGUCUGAGCAUUGUACUAUGCCCCACAGUCUGGAGACUCCCCUGCUCCAUGUCUACCUCUGGUUCUCGGCUGGAUGUUGAAAAAAUCCAUUUCCAAGAAAGGAAUCAGCAAGCCUACUUUGGAGCUCAAGUAUCGAUAACCCUUCUGAUGCUCUUUGGAUGGCACAUUACCACCUUGGCAUGUAUUGCAAUGUAGGUAUAAAUAUACUCUCGGCUGAGCCUUUGGUGUGUUGUAUGGCAAUGCUUAGCCGUUUGUUCCCCCAUAUUAUGGUCUAGUUGGUGCCAAGCGCAUUGUACAUUCAAUCUCUUGGCCAACAUGGCUAACUAUAUUUCCAGUGCCGGGGUGCAUUGAUGCCAGUCAAACGGGGGGGGGGGGUGCACUUUUGAAAGUAUGGCCAGUCACUUCGAGCAGGCCAGUGAUAUCUGGCAAAGGCCAAAGUUCAUUAAAGCAAAAUAAAUUUGUAGUACGAAUUAUCCCACAGGAGCGUGAUCAUUGUGGUUUUAACCCAGGACCUGCAGUAAAAUAUUAUAAAGCAACCUCUGACCUUUUUGAUUUCUGGUUUACUCUUGUAUUGUCAAGGGAAAUGUCAUUGAUCAGGUGAAAGUAAAAUGUGUAAUGGGCCAUACAGCAGUAAUAUCUUACCCUGAGUCACAUUGAUAAAUUCUUGCCCAAAACUCUUAGCAUCUGGCACUUUCACGGAAACCACAAAUAGUGAUUGUACAUAUGGGAGUUUGAAGGGUAGAGGUCGUGACAGCAGUUUAUUACGUGUACCUUACAGUGAUAAUUCUCUCUAGCAAAUUAACCUCGCUCUAGUAUAAAUACAUCAAGUGAACUCUUCAUAGCAUUUCAAUCAUGCUGUUUUGGCUAAAGAAGGAAUACAGGUUAGGCUAAAGCAGUGACAAGAUGCAAUUAACUAAAAGAAGAUUGAUUAAGUUUGUGUUCACUCAAUAAUAUUUAACGAAAGGUUAUCAUAAUGUGAACAUGCUAAAUGAUAGCUUCCUCCGAAGUCUGUAUUGUGCAAAUGAUCAAUUCUGUGCCCAAAAGUGAUGCUAGCAUACUGCAAUAUUUUCCUGCUGCCAAAUGCGGUAACUGAUUGAUGCAGUAUUUAGCCCCUGUACUCACGGACCUGCAUAUGCUUUUAACCUAGUAACUAGCGUGUUUCCAUUUCAUAGUGUCACUGCCAAUGGAAGAAUUCCCCCACAACGUGCAGCUCAUCUCAGGGCUACACUAACCCCAGUCUCAGUAUGAGGCUGAGGAGAGGGAUUUACUUUCCAAAUAAUUGGCUUUAUGGUGUUAAAUGUGUUUCAUGUCCAACAAGUAGGAGAUAAUUAUGUUGCUGUCAGUAAAAUAACUUUUGGUUUCCAUCUCUAAGCUAAAACAUGUCCCACGAAUCUUGGUCUUUUUUCUUCUUUAAAUGCUUUGUCACCAAAUGUGUCCGCGUUCUAAAGCCCACUUGCUGCUAACCAUGCACAAGGAGUGAGCUCAAGCAUGCUCUCAGUGGCCACUGAAUGUGUUUCACUCUGCUCAAUGUGCAGUGUGAAUAUUGCUGCUGACGGAUAGGCACUAGCCUUCUGAAAGACUCCCUCUCAUGAAGCUGGCAAUGUGUCCACUCUGCAGCACAGUCACUGGUUAGGGAGGCACCUUCAGCCUGGUAAUGCCUUACAGAGUGGUUGAUGUAAUCCACUUCCCUUUCCUUACUGGGUCCAGGAUUCCUCUCCACCUUUUCUAAUGAUCAACGAUAUUUCCAGCCAUACCCCUCAUUCCACCCAGAGCAUCAUGGUGUCUCUGCUCCUGCUGGGCAGAUGGGCCAUUCAAUUUGUGACAUCACCAAAAGUUCCAUGGUGAUGUCAUACUAACAAUAAGACUUCACUACAGGACCAAGGAGAAAGAGAAGCUUCCUCCAAGCACAAGGGUUGGUCACAAGAGCAAAAGGGAAGAGAGGACACAUUAGAGAUUGCAUCACAGCCCUUGGAGCCAGUUCCAGGUACACAAUGCUACAAAGUUCCCAUGUGCUUUACCUCUCUAGCGCCUGAAGUAUUUGGGAAGUGUUAAUGAGCAGCUGUCAUUGUGCAUCUAAGUCCCACUUUAGUGUGCCCUCCUUUCCUAGCACAGUGCCGCUGGGCGGCACAGAUUGCCCGACUAGCACAUCCAUAGCAACUUGAAUUCAGAUCAAGUUAAGUACUUAGCCCACCAUUCAGCAAGGUACUUCAAUACAGGCUUAUCUUUAAGAAAGUUCUUAAAUCCUGUUGGCUUCAACAGGACUCAAACAUGUGUAAGUGCUUUGCUGAAUGCAGGGGGAUGACUUCAUGCUUAACUCCCUUGCUGAAUUAGGGCCUUACUGAAUAACUUGGUAACCUCUAAGUAUAAGCACAGAAUCAUAGAUUGAUUUGCUGAUUCUACUGCAGGCCUUCCUAAUGGUACAGCAUGGCUGCUCUUGGGUUUGCACAAUGUUGUUUUGUUUAGCAGUGACUGUGAAGGGACUUCCAGCUAUUUUGCAGUGGGAACUCUGUUUUUAAGUGGACACCCUUUUUUAGCUGUGUACGGCUGUAUUACUUGUAUAUUUAUAUAUUCUGUAUUUAUGUUACCAAAAUGUAGUAUUUUGUAGCUUUCUGUUACAAUUUGUUUAACUUGUACAAAAUAUGAAUAUGCUCCCUCAUACUUAACCACCUGCCUUUCACAGUAGCUCCCUGCCCCUCGCUCUCUGUGUUGGUAACACGCCACCAUAAUGUGUGUAGGUUGGAUUUUUUUUUAUUUAAUUACUUGUCAUUGUUAAAUUAUUUAUUAGUGUUUUUUAAAUUUCAUUUCACUGCAUUUUUUUCCUGCCACUGUCACCUGGCAGCUAAGGUAUGUGAGAUUCUCAUACAUUGCGUUUCUGCCCACGAAAAAAAAGAGAUUACAUUUCAGUAUAUUUGUAAAUAAAAGCAACCUGU